AGUGCGAUGACGGGAUACCGAACUGAUAUCGCAGCGUUAUGGAAUUGAUAGUUAUUUAAACAGAUUUUAAAUAUAUCCCGGUAGGGAUAUUAUGCCGAUAACACGGCGUAAUCAUAGUUAUAAAUGUUUGCCAAGAGUUCGAAUAAGAUUGCAUGAAGAUUGCAAGUGCUGGGGUGCUGUCGACUCUGGGAGGUUGUGGACCUAGUCAAGCAUUCUGCUGGCAGUGCCAAGGGAAAGUCAGUAAGCACAUCAAACAGAUGUGCUGGAGAAAGACAGGGAAUUUUGAGAUUUGCUCAGCGAAAAGCGAGGUACAAAAAGAUUGGAUUUGGUCGAAGAGCGUGUGUUGUGUUCAUGCACAGAGUGUUCAUAGUAUUUUGGAGCGUGGUUGAAUCUUUGGCACUGGAAAGCAAGCAAGCGUCAUCGGCGAAGAGUUUUGUUAAAAGAUUCGAACAGUUCGACAAAUCAUUUAUGAAAAGUAAGAAAGCCAAUGGUCCAAUGACCGAACCUUGGACAAUUCCACAGUGGAUGGGCAACAUCGGAGACCUAUGACAUCCUACUUCAACAAACUGUGAUCGACCACUCAGGUAAUUACAUAAUAGUUUGCAUGCGUUACCUCUAAAACCACAGUGUAUCAACUUUUGGACAAGAAUUUGAUGAUCAACUGUGUCAAAGGCC
Messenger RNA from Styela clava, 675 nucleotides. Lineage: Eukaryota; Metazoa; Chordata; Ascidiacea; Stolidobranchia; Styelidae. The record is from RefSeq and is a predicted model, not a curated record.